UCCCGUCGAGACUCGAAAGGCACCGGCUCCUCAUCCCAAUCAAUCAUUCGCACCAAAUUAAUCAAAGUAUUCCCUCACGCCCCGAGGCCUGUGAAGGAGAAGGCCCUCCAGGAUAAUUAUUAAAAGUAAGCAUAGGUGCAUCCACUUGCUCUCUUGAAGUUCUAAAGCCACGUCCUCCGCCUGAGUGUCCCCGCAGUCUCCGGUACGCCCUCCCUCCCUCC
Nannochloropsis gaditana CCMP526 is the source of this 221-nucleotide messenger RNA. RefSeq lists its product as uncharacterized. The annotation marks the transcript as partial. The transcript has 2 exons. The record is from RefSeq and is a predicted model, not a curated record.